GGCCCCCAUAGACACAUCGAAGAAGCCCAUCAUAUGGAUCCUGGGCGGGCCAGGGUCAGGCAAGGGCACGCAAUGCGAGAAGAUCAUUGCCAAGUACGGGUUCACACAUCUCUCCACCGGAGAUCUGCUCCGCGCAGAGGUCAAGAGCGGAUCAGAUCGGGCCAAGUGUCUUACCGCCAUCAUGGAGCGGGCUGCAUGCAAAGUCUCAACCCGAUCGGUUUAAAAUUGACAAAGUUUCAUACAAACUUUCAUUCCCUAUUUUAUCCCCUUGGGGGCAGAAUUGAUCAAAAUCCUUUCUUCGCGGAUGCCUACGUCAUAACAUCUACCUGCAUGCCAAAUUUCAGCCCGAUCCGUCCAGUGGUGAUAAUUUACUUCGAGGCAUCACCGGAGACGUUGACUAAACGGUUGAUAGGGCGCGCAGCCAGCUCGGGGCGGGCAGACGACAACGAGGAGACCAUCAAGCUUCGCAUCAAGACCUUCCUCGAGAACAACGACCAAGUGCUGGCGCAGUACCCCGCUAAGAUCAAGAGGACCAUCAAGCUACGCCUCAAGACCUUCCUCGAGAACAACGACCAAUUGCCGGUGCAGUACCCCGCCAAGAUAACGAAAAUGAGUGUCCAUCCCAAUAGGGUGUUAACGAAGCGGUUGUUAGGGCGCGUAGCUAGAAAGGGGCGGGCGGACGACAUCGAGGAGACCAUCAAGCUACGCCUCAAGACCUUCCUCGGGAACAACGACCAAUUGCCGGUGCAGUACCCCGCCAAGAUAACGAAAAUGAGUGUCCAUCCCAUUAGGGUGUUAACGAAGCGGUUGUUAGGGCGCGUAGCUAGAAAGGGGCGGUCUGACGACAACGAGUAGACCAUCAAGCUACGCCUCAAGACCUUCCUCGAGAACAACGACCAAUUGCCGGUGCAGUACCCCGCCAAGAUAACGAAAUGUGUAUGCUGUUGGUCGCAGAUGACCUUUACAGCGUCACCGGGUUUGGGGACGGCGAGAUCCUAAGGGGACCUCAAGCCGAGAAUUGGCGAGUGGCUCUGGAGGUAUUCCAGUCGGAUGGCGUUUCCCCGGGGGGAGUCUCCACUCCGUCUGGAGCCUCCAGACCACUCGAACCUGAGGGGGUCGGCUCAACUAGAGGGCGUCUCUGA
Molecule: messenger RNA, 1142 nt
Organism: Chilo suppressalis (striped riceborer)
Lineage: Eukaryota; Metazoa; Arthropoda; Insecta; Lepidoptera; Crambidae
Source: the annotation of a GenBank genome assembly